Molecule: messenger RNA, 7284 nt
Organism: Sebastes umbrosus (honeycomb rockfish)
Lineage: Eukaryota; Metazoa; Chordata; Actinopteri; Perciformes; Sebastidae
Gene: cpeb4b
Product: cytoplasmic polyadenylation element binding protein 4b
Exons: 11
Coding region: 568-2835 (755 amino acids)
Biological process (GO): negative regulation of cytoplasmic translation
Cellular component (GO): cytoplasm; neuron projection; synapse
Molecular function (GO): translation factor activity, RNA binding; mRNA regulatory element binding translation repressor activity; mRNA 3'-UTR binding
Source: RefSeq, a predicted model, not a curated record
GGCGGUGCUUAGAAGCGGAAGUGUGUGUCGGCUGAUCUCUCCGGCUGUCAUUCGGCCACGGUUGGUUUUACAGGAGAGAGAAAGAGAGAGAGAGAAAGAGAGAGAGAGAGAGAGAGAGAGAGAGAGAGGAGGGCAGCCUUAAAGAAGCACACAGGGAAUAGCGGCUGGCUCUGUAGGAAGACAGAAAAGACAGGAAAAUAUACAGAAAACAAUGAAACCGAUCGAGUAAAGGCUUGUGAAAGACACCGCGGCCCGGAUCUAUCUCACUCGUUGCCAGGAGAUUAAACAGUCCAGAUUAGAGGCAGCAGGAUAGAGAGAGAGAGGAGCUGUGUCAUUGAGCAGGCAGGACACGUCAGGAGAAGGGAGAGAAAAAAAAAAAAAGAGCUGACCGACUGCACUGUAGUCAGCUAUCAAAACCACCUCUGAAAAAAGCUUUGCUCAGUAUUUUCAAGGACAACACUCAAGGAGAAAGGAUCUCGACAAAAGACAUCGCCAAAGGUCGAAGGUGGUGAUCAGGAAGGACCAAACGAUCACGGGAUAGCAUUUGUGUGUGGGGGGAGAAAACAAAUGGGGGAUUACGGGUUCGGAGUCCUAGUUCAAAACAACACUGGCAACAAGUCUGCAUUCCCGGUCCGAAUCCACCCGCAUCUGCAGCCCCCACACCACCACCAAAAUGUGUCGCAGAGCCCUGCUGCUUUCAUAAACAGCACCACAGCCGCAGGGAAUGGCACCACGGGAGGCUCUCCCUGGCUCUUCCCUGCCUCUGCCACCCACAGCAGCGUGCAAGACGAAAUCCUGGGGGGCCCAGAGAAGCCCAAAGCGCAGCAGCAACAGGAAAUGCAAGAAACGCAAGAAAAGCAGCAGCAGCAGUUGUCCCCUGGGAGUCACCAGGAGGGUGGGAGUGGUGGCGGUGGGAUCAUUUCAGAACUGGAAAAAGCCCGGUCAGAUGAAACCAAGACAGACAACGGCACGUCCGACGGAAGUAACGGAAAGGAGAAGCAGUUACGUCUGGAGUCUCCUGUCCUGACGGGCUUCGAUUACCAAGAGACGUCUGGUCUCGGGGGAACUGGCCAGGUCCAGUCCAGUACAACCUCGUCAUCACUUACGGGCUUCAACAACUGGUCAGCUGCCAUCCCGCCGGCGCCAUCAACCAUCAUCAAUGAGGACGUCAGCUUCUUCAACCCGGCUUCAGCCAACAACGGGCCCCUGCUGUUCCAGAACUUCUCACACCAUGUCAGUCCAGGGUUUGGCGGGAACUUCUCCCCACAGAUCGGACCAGCGGCGGCCUUGUCCCAGCACCACCCGGCUCCCCCACCACAUCCCCACUUCCAACACCCCCACAACCAACACCAGCAGCAUCGGCGCUCCCCGGCCUCACCACACCCUCCACCGCCCUUUCCGCACAGGAAUCCGGCUUUCAGCCAGUUGCCGCAUUUGUCCAACAGCCUGAACAAGCCCCCGUCCCCUUGGGGUCCAGCCAGCUACCAGAGCCCCUCUCCCUCCCCCGGCUCCUCCACCUCCUGGAGUCCCGGAGGAGGAUAUGGUAGUGGCGGGGGCGGCUGGGGAGGGUCUCAGGGCAGAGAUUAUCGCCGAGGGCUGAACGGCGGGAUGACCCCCAUCAACUCUAUCUCUCCACUGAAGAAGACCUUCCCUAACAACCAUGUGGCAUCCCAGAAGUACCCUCGAAACAGUCCCGCAGGCUUCAACCCCAAGUCCUGGAUGGAUGAUGGAGUCGGCCGCAGUGAUAACAUCUUCCCCUUUCAGGAACGCACCAGGUCAUUUGACAGCUUCAACAUGAACACGCUGGAGAGCUCCCUGAUCGACAUCAUGAGGGCCGAGCAGGACACCCUGAAAGGUCGUCUGGGGUUCCCCCAUCCAGGAGGAGACAACCCUCUGCCCCUCAAUGCCAGGAAUUAUAGCAGGAGACGAGGCCACUCCUCUCUCUUUCCCAUGGAGGAUGGUUUCCCUGAUGAUGAGCGUGGUGAUCAGGGUCUUGCAGGCCUGGGCUCUCCACACUGCUUUCCACACCAGAACGGAGAGCGCGUCGAACGCUACUCACGCAAGGUCUUUGUGGGAGGACUGCCCCCGGACAUAGAUGAAGAUGAGAUAACGGCCAGUUUCCGGCGUUUUGGACACCUGUUUGUGGACUGGCCUCACAAAGCGGAGAGCAAAUCCUAUUUUCCACCCAAAGGCUACGCCUUCCUGCUGUUCCAGGAUGAGAGCUCAGUGCAGGCUUUGAUCGAUGCCUGCAUCGAAGAGGACGGCAAGCUGUACCUCUGUGUGUCCAGCCCCACCAUCAAAGACAAGCCGGUCCAGAUCCGCCCGUGGAACCUGAAUGACAGUGAUUUUGUGAUGGAUGGAUCUCAGCCUCUGGACCCGAGGAAAACCAUCUUUGUGGGAGGUGUCCCUCGUCCGCUCCGUGCAGUGGAGCUGGCCAUGAUCAUGGACCGCCUCUAUGGCGGGGUUUGCUACGCUGGCAUCGACACAGACCCUGAGCUGAAGUACCCCAAGGGAGCAGGGCGGGUCGCCUUCUCUAAUCAGCAGAGCUACAUUGCUGCUAUCAGUGCUCGCUUUGUACAGCUGCAGCAUGGAGAAAUCGAUAAACGGGUGGAAGUGAAGCCAUACGUGCUGGAUGACCAGCUGUGCGAUGAGUGCCAGGGAACUCGCUGCGGCGGGAAGUUUGCACCGUUCUUCUGCGCCAACGUCACCUGUCUGCAGUACUACUGCGAGUACUGCUGGGCGGCCAUCCACUCGCGCGCCGGACGAGAGUUUCACAAACCCCUGGUGAAGGAGGGAGGCGACCGACCCCGUCACAUCUCCUUCCGCUGGAACUGAGUGGACGACAGAGAGAGGGAGAGGCAACAGGGGAGCAUGAGGGCAGGUAGUGCAGGAGUCGCAAAUCAUUGUACAAAUAAAUGCACUUUUCUGUUGCUGGUUCCUUUUUGCUCUAAUUUCACUGAACCUUUUUUUCUCAUUUUUUUUAAGUUAAUAUAUAUCUAUAUUUUGAAGAUAGAAAAGAAAAACUGGAAUUAUAUCCAAAUAUGUCCAGCAAGGAAAAAAGAUGUGUAACAUAAUUUUAUUUAUGCGUUUGAUUUUUUGAAAUAUUUUUAUUAGUUCUCAAAAAAAAAAAUACAUAUAUAGGAAAGUUUGAGGUGUGAUAUGGUACUCUGCUAUUCAAUUGGCAUAUUUUUUCUAAACAUUUGAUUUUUUAAUUUUGAUACAAGAGGCCCCAAAACAACACACUUCAUUUGACAUUUGAUUGACUUCUUUUUUGUAGCAGAGCUAUUGCUUUUUUAUUUUGUACCAAGUCGCAAAAUGCUGUUGAAACAGCAUUAUCAUUGGCUAUUUAUUUCUGAGAGGUGUGAUUAAGUUCUCUAUUGAUACAAGAGGCUCCAGAGCAAAUGUGAAUUGAAAAAGGUGUUGCUAAAGAAGAGUGCACUUAUUUCCAAUUUUUAAAGAGUGCAGAUACAGUAUAUGAGACCCUUAGUAGUUAACCAAAGCUGAAUCUUGAAUUAACUUUGAAGACCAGAGAGGGCCCACUGCAGAACGAUUCUUUCCCCCUCCCCAUAUCUAAACGUUUGAAACCUCUCUUUUUAUGAUUUCCAACGUCAUACGAAUAUUUUGAUGUUACUUGAAAAAAAAUCGCAACGAAAUUUUAGCAACACAUAUUUGGGUUUUGAUCUCCAUUUUGACAUGCAAAAACUAAUACCUCAAACUCAGCUGCUAAUGUGCCGAAUACAGUUUAAAAAAAAGAGAGAAAAAAAAAAAGCAAGAAAGAAAGAAAACACCCCGCUCGUGUUCUCCUUUCCUUAGAACUAGAAAAUCAAAGGGAAGUGAUGCAAACGGGCAGAGUGUGACGUGACUGGCACAGUUUUUGUACUCACUUGCUUCAACACCUCCUUAUUUUUGUAAUCAAACCCAGGGUUGUGCUAGAGGACAGAGCAGAGCAUCGUACAGUAUAGUGUAUUAGGGGAAUGUAUGGCGUUAAGGGAGGCUACAGGAGAGACAGACAAGGCUUACUGGUAAAGAGAUAAGUCCAGCCCAACUCCCCCCCCCCCUCCUCCUCGUGUCUGCCUGUGGCCUCUGCUGCUAAGCAUAGCAGCUAAACGGAGAGUAGCGAGGGUUUGGAUCUUUCAGGACUGAGGUUAAGGUAACACCUCGAGAGAAGGCUGGUCAAGCGGCCGCCUUUUUAUUGCAGUUUCUACGGGGGCUAGGAAAAAUCGAACGGGAAAAUGCCUGUCCUUUUGUUAGUUUUUUUUUUUAAAUGCAUUUGUGCAAUUCUCCCAAGUCUUUAAUGAAAAAAAGUUCUACUUUGCAUCUGAGAGUCAGCUACGUUUAAAUGAAAGAAGCAACGAAAGUUUAUCUGAUUUUCCCAAUCGUCAGCACACAUUUGAGUCGUGGAGGGAUCUGCCCUUUCGGCGAACCCCUCUAUCCUUUCUCCUGCCAAGCUAAUCCAACUCAGCAUCCAGUGUUUUUGAAGCAUAAAUGAAGAUAGUCUCUGCAGUGUGCUCUACUACUACACACUUGUGACCCACAUGCAGUUUGUUUCUUGAUAACAGUCAGUCGUACCCAGUGGCUUUUUUUGGGAACCAAAGAUGGCUGUGCAGUAGUGGGUCAUACUGUAGCUCAUUUUCUUAUUUCGUUUUUUAUUCUUAUUUUCCUUUUUUUCUCAUUUUCUUCAAAGGAUGUUUUUUUUCAUAUAUAUUUCUUAAAAUUCUGUCACUUCUACCCAGUUUUGCUUAACUGUCAAGCCCAGCAAACCAAAGAUUGGCCUUGAACAUGAUAUAUUUAUAUAUAUAUAUAUUUGACAGUGCAGUCAAAACACAUUAGAACACCAGUGGAAAAAAAACAACAGGGCUUGCAGACACAAACACACACACACACACACACACACACACACAAGGCCUCACACUCAUAGCUCAAAAACGGAGGUGCACGCUGGUAGGCACUAGUUCUUUUUAUCUCAAAUAGGUCUGCGGAAAGUUUAACGUAAAAGUGCACAUUCACACAGCAAAAAGUAAAACUAAUCCUCACAUUUGUUUGACGUUUGAAGUCACUCAGUGGUAACCUACUAGCCGAGCAUUUAAAUAUGUCAGGGAGUUAGUACAGAAAACUUGAUUAUACACACUAGUGAGAAACGUAUCCUCAUAUCGGCGUGGUGUCGUCGCACCAGUUUUGCACCCUGGACAUUAGUUUUGUGGGUGUGGUGGGUGAGCAUUUUAGAAGUUAAAACACUUUGUGAAGAAUUUGCUGUUAAAUGAGAUGAAAAAAAAAGAUUAUUUUAUACAUGGCCUGCUGAUUUUUGGUACAGUGUUUUCUAGCUAAAUUAUUUUGUCAUGCACAUAUAAACAUUUAUUAUGCACUACUUUUCUAAAUAUUUUUUCUUUUUUCCAACAGUCAUUUUAGGCACAUUUUUCACAAAUGGGGAAACUCCUUUUUGCAAUACCUCAAUUUUUCACAUUGUGAAAGGUAGCUUUUGUACUUUUGUUACUGAGAGAUCUGCAUAUAUGGAAAUGUUCAUUUUAAGAAAAAAAAAAAGUUGAGUGAUUUCAAUAUAUAUUAUUUUCAAUUAUGCUUUUUAUACAUUUCAGUGCUGAGGAAACUUUACAACUAAGUGCGCACUUGUGUUGAUGCGACUUCACAUCUGCAGAGGGAGAGACCAAAGUGUAUUGCUCUCUUGCUCUUAGCUUUUCGUACACUAGAUAUUUCCAGUCAAUCUGGUCACAAUAACAGCAUGGCGAGAAUUAAAAAAAAGAAGAAAAAAAGUUGUAAUUUGAAAAUCGAUGUUAAUGUCUCUAAACAUGGCUAUACUAGUUGGAAAAUGGUAACUUCUGUCUUGGUUUCCUCUCCAUAGAUGGAGUAUAACUUAUUAUAAGGAGAAUGCAAAAUUCGGUUCACGCUUAAACGCUGAAUCUCGUAUCACAAGAAUGGAUGUUUGGUGUUUAGAUAUUUUAAUAUUUCAAAAAAAGUAUAUAUAUAUUCUUGAACUUGCCAACUAGCACCUAUUGUAAUCCUUAGCAUGCAUGACAAAAAAAAGAGAAAAUGACAAGUACAUGAAUUAGCUAUUAAAAUUAAUUGUUGUGGUGUGCACCAAAUGUUUCUCAACUAUUAAGUUGUUAAGGACACCCCAAACCCACUCUCACCUCACCUCACCCCCCUCCCCCUCUCCCCUCCCCACGUGUUGAUCUCCUCGCUUCCCCAUUCGCAGACCUCUGCAGGAUGCACAUGAGAGAUAAGACGAGAAACAAGACAGAAACGUAACUUUAAAAACCGAUUUGGCAGUGCAGGACUUUGAGCAUCCUUAUAGAACACUGUUUUAAUAAGACUUGAGAACUCAUCCCCGCUGUCUGUCGAGGUGAUCUUAUAUAGACCUAUCUGGAGGAAGGGGAGCUUAAAGACUUGAAUGUGGUAAAUGUUGCAAGUUAACUUCAAGUUGUUAUGUGCAAUACUUCUUUUGAACCUUUUUCCAGAUAAAGACUCUUUGCAAUGUAAUUCUUUAAUGCCAUUUUUAAUUGCAGACAUUUAAUUAAAGAAGAUGUUAAUAUGUUUUUCACAGUCAUUUUCUACUGUUAUUGUAAUCCUUUUCAUGCUGGUGUUUGUAAAAAAGAAAAGAAAUCAAACUAUUUGUACUAAUAUAAAUAAUUGAAGUUAUUUUUAAAACAUUAAAGGUUUUGUGCUCAUUUGCUUAUUUUGUUUAUUUUAAGCUACUGUGAUUGAUUGCAUUGUAAUUAUUAGGUCAACAAUGUAUUUAGCUGUUUAUUGGUAUAUUUUUAAUUGGAAUGUAUAAUUGAUUUUUAUAAUUUUGAUCAGAUUUUUGUUAUAUUUUUGAGGUGAAGCUUUUAAUAUGUUAAAGUGUCUAGUUUUUACUAAUUGCUAUAUUGUGCUCCACAAUAUAUGGUUCACAUUUUCUGAAGGAAAAUAAAUAUUUAAAUAUUUGUCUGUUAAUGAUGUUACUUAAUGGCAAGAUUUCAAUAGUUUUUAACUGUGUUUGGGAAGGUUGUUGUAUUUAUUAAUAGCAUUUUUUACUUAAGAUAUCACCUUAAUUUUUAUUGUCAUUUCACUUUAUAAGUUCCUAUUUUUGUAUUUUCCUUUCUAAUUAAGUUAUGUAAUACGGAUAUGUCCAUAUUUCUAGGAGUUGGUCUGUAGAAGUGCUAGUGAAACGAAAAAGAAAAAUCUAAUGUUAUUUAAUUGUUUGCAGCCAACUAUUUAUAACAGUAUGCAUAAUUUUUAAAUAUUUGUAAUGUGAAAUGUUGAAUGAAAUAAAUCUUAACUGUGAUGAAAAUA